GUGGUUAGUCACUAAGAAGCGUCUGGUAUAAAAGCGCUUACUUUUAGCACGUAGAGGAUUUGAUUGGUUUGCUUCUUCGAGCAUAUAGAUAACUCACGCCAACCAAGCAUAGUAAAAACGGCUUUAUGAAAGAGAGGUUGCUGUUUGCACGAUCUUAACGUCCGUAAGUAAACAUGGCUAGCGGUGAUACAUUUGAUUUAACUACCGAACAACCAGUUAAAAGAACAACGCGAACCAAACGCUUUUAUUGCGUCGUUGCGGCGGCAGUCAUUGCUGCCAUCGCCAUAUUCUUCAUUGGCUUCAUCAUCGGUUAUUUUGCUAUGAAAGCAGGAUCGUCCAAGACGUCUUCAAAUGAUUCGGGCGGUAAGAAACACGGUCAUAAAGAGCGGAAAACCGACUACAAGCGAUAUCACGAGCAGGCAGUAAAUGCACUUAACGCGGAGAGUGUGGAGAAAUUUUCUCGGUGAGUUAUAAAUUGUUUGCAUUUUGGACAGUGUGCGACAAACGCAGACUGCAGACUUGAAGACUAGCAAGUAAACGAGAUAAACAUUGUUGUGAAAUGCUCUAACAGAUUCCCCAUCCCUAAACUAGACUUUUAGGAGACUUAAAGUUUAGGGAUAGAGAAUCUGUUAGAGCAUUUCACAACAAUGUUUAUCUCGCUAACCUGCCAGUCUGCAAGACUACAGUCUGCGUUUGUCGCACACCACAUAUCAUAUCGGAUACAGUGGAUAACAGGCCUUUGUAUUGUAACGCCGGGCGUUGUCGGUUAAUUGACUCUAGCUCUAGACUGAUUUACCGUCGGAACAUAAUACCAGCUGUCGACGGAAAGUGCCUUGUGCUUAAAAAUUCACUCAUUCCUACGAAUUUUCAUGCAGUGUGCAUUCUGUCAAUGUCCCCUCUAGAUGGUUUAGCCUAAGUUGUUGUUGUUAUCCACUUAUUCCCGUGUCAUGCAUCAUUGGUUUGAAAUUAGGAUAAAUUAACAAAUACAACCGGCAGUUAUUUGUGCAUAGCAUUGGGGUGUCAACACACUACUCCUUUGCCAUAGAUGACUCACUACUUUUUCAAAUGAAAAAAGUUUUUUUUCUUCAGGAACAUCGUGGUAACGUACUUAGGGUAAUUUCUGGUAAUUUGGUAAACCUUCGCCGCAAUAGCCAAAUUGACAUGCGUUGUUAAAACUUUACACCUGUUUUAAAAAGGUAGCUCGCCACUGUUUUUCAGUGACCUUACCUCCCCACCUUGAACACGCAGUUCAAAGAUGCAUCAAACAAAUCAGAAAACCAAGUCACAAACUUAUAUUUGGUAUAGAUCUAAGAUUCAAUUUGUGAGUUUUUGCGAGAUCUAUCUUUGUAUAGCAACAGGGUAACAUCAUUGCUGUUUUUACAUUUUGUACUUUUGUUCUGAAGUCUGGUCAUUCGUUUUGCAAGUUGUUUAUGUUCUUGACGUACAUAUACUUACCUUGAGUUGUUCUUAUUCUGAACAAGUUAUGUGAGAGGGUUUUCGAGUAAUUUUUGUUUGAAGCUGUAAGAAUGAAACGAUUUCUCCCAAUGCCUCAAAAUGCACUAACCUUGUUUGUGAGAACUAUACUUUGAUCUAGAAUUGUCUCUUAAGUUCUCUAGGAUUUCAGAUAUGUUGGUCAAAAAAGUCUAUUUAUGGCAAUCAUCUGCACGCGUAAAACCCCGCUGGAAAUUAAGUUAACUUAGUAUAAAGUGAACUAAAAGGCCACAUUCAAUAGGUAAAUCAUUUGACCUCCUUGUGUUGAUUUAAAUCUAGGGCAUUUCAGUCUCUCUGCUAUCCGUGUGGCUUCGAAUUAGUUUUACCAUACGUUAACCAUCGGUGACUUGCUCUACAGAAUGCAACCCUUGUUUAAUAGUGAGAAAAGAAAUGCACAUUUUCUCGCUUGCCUCAUACAAGAAAAAUUGAUGCUAUGAAAUGAAAAAGAUGGCUCGUACAAUUACACAUUCGAAUCCCGCUUUAGAGACACCAGAUUAAUUUGUUAUUAGAUGAUAUAAAAGAGGGUUUUCUUUGACCCUAGGGAAAGCUCUUAUAUUGUCUCUAAAUUCAACUCGUUUAAUACGGAUACCCUUUAAUGUAGACAACCAAGAGCCAUAAUGGCUCUUGAGACAACGAAUUAACUGUUCUUGUCCAAUCAACAGUAAUCUGUACUAAGUUACCCUCGCUAAUGUAAAAAUUAGUUUCUCAAACGUACCUCAUAAUGAAGCUGAUCUAUAUUUGCAGCAAAUUCACUGAGCGUCCCCACGUUGGAGGCGGUGAACAAAACAGGAAGCUAGGAGUAUAUAUCCGUGAUGAAUGGAAAAAAUAUAAAUUUGAUCAUGUAGAGAUGGUACAGUACGAUGUUCUUCUGUCCAUGCCACCGAGAGAUAAACCAAACGCUGUCAAGAUCAUCAACACAACUGCAGGAACGGUUUUGUGGAACGUAGAGGGACCCGAAAAAGUAAUACCUACAGCUCGCUUUGAUUUUAAUUUCUCUGCUCAAUUUUGUGCAGGUUGAAUCCCCGGGAGACUACUCCCUAUAAAUGUCUAUACGGGGAGGCUCCGCCCGAAAGGGGUUCCUUUUUCAGGUUUCUGUAAUAUGAAAGAGUAGGGAUUUCACUUGUUGAAGUAUAUGAAAGGGAAGCGAAAUCUGUCUUUCGGUCUGUAAAAAGGCCCAAAAGGGCUUACAGUUGCCUUUUAUGUCUGUGAAAAAGUUGACAAAAGGGUCUGGUUUAUUUGUGAUUUUGGGUGGGUGCAUUUACAGCAUUUAAAAGGGAUGCAAAGUGGUACAAUGUGUCCACAGAAGGUAUACGAAAGGUUACCUUUUCUAUAUAAAAGGGUAAGGGGUUGGACCGCGGGGCCGAGCCUCCUCGUAUAAAACUUUGUUGGGUACAUUUCCGGAGUUGAAACCCCGGCGGAAGAAGAGAGGGUGGUAGGUACUGCUUUGUAAGAGUUAUAUAGGUGUGUGCAGCUCCAAAUGGUUUUUGACCCUCCUUGGUUUGAAAUUGGGAAUGUGCAGAAUCAGCGUUUGAAAUAGCCUGAGAAAACAGCCGACAUUUUGUAACCCAAUCACUGACUUUUCCACGAAAUGACGUCUCAGGAACGAUUGCAGAAAUCCCAUACUGAUGACGUGUCACUACCCAGAUCUGGGUAGUGCUUCUAAUAAGAUGAAGCAAAUUUCCCUCGCGGCACGACCAAUCAGAAGCACUACCCAGAUCUGGGUUGUCACUUGUGAUACAGUAUGAGAUUUCUGCGCUCGUUCCUAACACGAGGGGAAACAAGUGGUUGAUCAAUUACCAAUUUGCCGUCAUUUUGGGCACUGAACGUCUUUGUUGGAAAUGAUCCAUUCAGUCUUGUUGAAACAUGUUUAAUGUAGCUUAACAGAUUUAUAUCAGUCCAUCAGCCAAUCAUUUUUGUCGGUAGGUCACUCAGUCUCUCAGUCAGUCAAUCAAUAAAAAACAGGAGAAAAUUGUUCUGCUUGAAUUGUUUUUGUUCAGAUUGCAGAGCCAAGUGAAAAUGAUUCUCUUGUGUUGCCACCAUUUCUGGGAUACUCUCCACCUGGAAUCGUGGAGGACGCUGACUUGAUGUAUGCAAACUAUGGUACCGUUAAGGAUUUUCAGAAACUGGAACAGAGAAAUUUAAGCUGUACUGGGAAGAUAAUUAUCAUGCGUUAUGGAAAAAUAUUUAGAGGAAAUAAGGUACAAAAUACUACACGCACCUUGUAAGAGAUACUGCCCUUCAUCUGUUUCAUGUUAUCUCUCUUUGUCUGUCGCUGUUGCCAUGCCUAUCUUGACCACCUACGUAUUUGCCCUGAAGGUCGUGCCGCUUAAUGUAAUGUAAUGUAAUGUAAUGUAAUGUAAUGUAAUGUAAUGUAAUGUAAUGUAAUGUAAUGUAAUGUAAUAGAGGACAACAAGACGCGCCCUCUUUAACAGUAAGCUCGGACUUCAACAUACAAGGCGCCACUGGCGCCACUAUCAGUCCAUUUAUGAGCUUACUGUAAACCACCCACAGCCCAUGAUAUGAAUGAUUUGCGAUAUGUGAAAGGUAUUAAACCACACCACCGGCUAAGAUCCCCUACUCUUUUCGAACAGUAGUAUGUUGUGGGUUCUUUUACGUCCCCUUCGAUUUUGACUAAUGAAAAAAGGAAGGAGACUCAAAGCCCAGUAGUGGAUGCAGAGGAGGGGCCCCGGGGGCCCCGGCCCCCCUCAUUUUUAUACCAAACUGAGGGCUGGAGGGGCGAAAAAUUUGUUUUGGAGACCACCCCCCCCCACUUACUAAGGGUCUGUGUGGGAUACUUCGACGAGAAGAUCACACUCGGCACAAAUUACUAGUCCACGCGUCGUUAGUAAAUUCUGUUUAAUCCACCGUCUUCUUUCACCGCUCCUUCACGAGCAAAAUACAAGUUCAUCGACAAUACUCGAUACUUAAAAAAACUGGUUCAUGCAACCGCAUCAAACUGAACUAUCAAACUAAAGAAGAAAAUAGAAUCCACGCGAAAACAUCGACGCUUAGGCUCUAAAUUUUGUGACCGACCGCAUCACAACUAUGUCACGUGCUCGAAAAACAAAGAAAAUACAUUAACACAAUUAAAAUUCGCGGGAAAAAGACACGACAGUCUGGAUGAGCGCCCCCCUCUUAUCUCAAGGUCUGGAUCCGGUACUGAAGCCAGCGGUUUAACAUUACCGCCCACUGACUCGACCAUCUGAGUCAAAGUCUCAAAUCAAAGCCACCAUGGCACUUUGCUAAUUUUCCAUCAUUUGAUCAAGUUAUUAAAGACCAGGAUCUUAGUCUUCUACACUGUUCACCUAAGGUUGUUAGCAAGAUUCUAAGCGAGUUGAAACCUCGUAAAUCUCCUGGCCCGGACAGUAUACAUCCCAUGAUUUUAAAGAAAUGUGCUGGAACCUUGGCUCCAUCACUUAGUGACGUUUUUAAUGCGUCUCUUGCAUCAGGCAUUUUACCACACAACUGGAAAUUGGCUGACAUUACUCCUUUGCAUAAGAAAGGUGCUAAAAGCGAUCGAAAGAGCUAUCGCCCUGUCUCGCUAACAUCGGUGGUGUGUAAAGUGUGUGAAAUGAUAGUAAGACAGCAGCUUGUUCAGUUUUGGAUUACAAACGAGGUCUUUAUUCCGGAGCAAUUUGGCUUCCUGAAAGGGAAAUCUUGUCUUUCUCAAUUAUUAUCAUCUUUUCACGAUUGGGCCAGCGGGAGAAACAAAGGCUUGACAACUGAUGUUAUAUUUUUAGACCUUUCAAAAGCUUUUGACUCGGUGCCACAUGAACGCCUUUUGACAAAGAUACACGCAUAUGGUAUCCAAGGUCCACUCCUGUCUUGGCUUAGAAGUUUUCUCACCAAUCGAUACCAGCGCGUUGUUCUGCGGGGACAUUACUCAUCUUGGACUUCCGUUUUGUCUGGUGUACCCCAAGGAACUGUGCUGGGACCCAUUCUAUUUUUAAUUUAUAUUAAUAAUAUUUCAAGAAACAUUAUGUCAAGCACAAAACUUUUUGCAGAUGAUAUGAAAUUGUAUAGGUUACUCAGGGAUACUAAGGAAGAUCUUGAAGAGCUACAGAAAGAUCUUAUUCGCCUGGAAUCUUGGAGCCAUGUCUGGCAGCUGAAAUUUAACACGGAUAAAUGCGAAGCGAUGCGCAUUUCUAAAAAAAAUGAUUACUCAAGUCCUCAAUACCAUCUAUGUGGUAACCAAUUAAAAGCUGUAUCUGAAGUUAAGGAUCUCGGAAUCUAUAUUACUUCGAACCUGUCAUGGAGUAUGCAAGCUAACAAAUGCGCAAAUAUUCAUUAGGCGAACGGUGGGUCCUAAAAAUCCUCAGUUGUUUUCAAAACUUUAUAAGAGUCUAGUACGUCCGAUACUCGAGUACUGCUCUCCAGUUUGGUGUCCGCACCUUAAAAAAGACUUAAACACCUUGGAGAAAGUACAACGUAGAGCAUCUAAAUGCGCCCUUGGAAAUAUUGGGCAAGACAUGCCUUACGAAGAACGCCUAAAGCUCCUUAAAUGGCCAUCACUUGAACAAAGAAGAUUAUUUUCGUCGCUUAUCGAGUGUUAUAAGACAAUAAAUAGACUUAAUGGACUUGAUCCCUCGGCAUUUUUCACAUUUGCACAUGAUUUUCGGCCCUUAAGAGCCAACCAUCGUUUUAAACUUAAGCUUACAUCAGCAACUUUAAAUAGUUUUAAACAUUCUUUUUUUAUACGCAUAAUAGAUAAGUGGAACAAUCUCCCAAAGGAAGUUGCUGAGGCGGAGAAUUUGAAUAUUUUCAAGAACAGACUGAGACGUUAUCUUACAGAUUUUCCUAAUGAACACUAAGUUCUUUUACUGUGUGAUGUUUUAUAUACAUAUAUAGUUACUAUUUUAAACAGUUGUAAAUAAUUUAUUUCUUAAUGUAUUUUAUUAUCAGGAGAUAAACUAGAAAGGGAUAACCUCUUUUAUCUCCUUUUCACUUUCCGAUUUGGAUUUGUGAAUAAACAGUUAUUAUUAUUAUUAUUAUUACACCAGUUUUUUAAAGACCCUGGUUAUUGGUCUGGCCAGUGUUCCAAUCCACGACCUUCCGCUCGGCAGACCGGUGCUCCCCAACUGAGCUAACCGGACGGUGGAAUAGGACAGAGGCCCAUAAGAUGGAGCAAGCAACUCCUGCACAAAGCCUUUGUAACGCAUUUUCACAGACUAGUUUAUUUUUAGGUGACGCAGUCGGGCACAAACCCACGGCAAACUCACGGCCUGGCAAGUACUUAACUCAUUCGCGAAGCCAAAUCACUCGGGCAGUUGCAGCUAUAGACAGAUGUUUAUUCCUCAUUUUUAGUAUCAUUUAAAAAAGACUUUUUCCUGCGGAAGGAAGCUUUGCUCUUUCAAACUAAAGAACAUGUAUGAUCGAUUGUUCUGCAGGUUCAAAAUGCUCAAAAGUGCGGAGCGGCUGGUGUAAUACUGUACUCUGAUCCAGCGGACUACUCUCCUGAAGGAAUGAACAAUACUUUUCCAAAGACUUGGUGGAUGCCAGGGACUGGCACCCAGAGAGGAACAAUAGGCAUGGCCGAUGGCGAUCCCUUGACUCCACUCCUGCCGUCCAUUGAUGGAAUCUACAGACUAAGCAAAAAUGAAAGUGAUGUAUUGCCAAAAAUCCCCGCCCAAGUCAUAACUUACGAUAACGCUGUACACUUCUUAAAGCGCCUUGCAGGUACUAAAUCACGUGAUCGGACGUGAGAUGGGUAACAGUUAAGAAAGAAUUGCGUGCAUAAUUGUAAUGUUCAGUUCUCCAUUUAAAUGAGUCUUUGUUAUUAAAACUAAGAGCGGCUAAGGCCUACCCGUUUUAUCGGGUGGAUUGCCUUACUUUUGGCACUCGACAAAGUUUUUGACUAGUUUGCAAACAUUCUUUGGCAAACUAAAUGGGCUCUGUAUUAUGCAGAAGAAUGUUUCGUUUUGAAGUGGAGAAAACAUGUCCAAAAGAUGUCAAAGCUUUGUCAUUGGCAACGGUGACGCGAUCUACACUGCAAGCAUUUCAGAAAAUCAUAAUAAGAAAGGUGUGUUACUUUCUUUCAGGUGAUGAAGUUCCUUUGGAAUGGACAGGAGGAUUGCCCAUCAAGUACAGAUUCGGACCUGGAUUUACAGAUCCAAAUGUAAAAGUAAAGCUUGUGGUCAACAAUCAGUUCGUGACAAAACCAGCAAUAAAUGUGAUUGGCACAAUCAUCGGCAAAGAAGAACCCGACCGGAUGGUACUCAUGGGUAAUCAUCGAGACGCUUGGGUUUUUGGUGGAGUGGAUCCAUCGAGUGGCACAGCGGUUAUGAUGGAGGUGACACGUGGCAUAGGAGAGCUGCUGACCAAUACGGAUUGGCGACCUAGACGCACAAUGGUCUUCUGCAGUUGGGGCGCGGAGGAGUACGGUCUCAUUGGUUCAUAUGAGUGGGUGGAAGAAAACAGAAACAUGUUGAGGGACCGUGCAGUUAUGUACCUGAAUACCGAUUCUGCUGUGAGUGGGAAUUACAGCUUUAAGGCCAAUGGCAAUCCUGGCUUGAAGUCUUUGGUAUUCCAAGAAUCUAAGUAUUUGACAGAUCCCAAUGGUAAUGAAAAAGGUGCGAAUCUCUAUGAAAGCUGGGCAAGGAAAUACCCAUCCCCCACGGCACCCGGUGAGCCUAAGUUUGGUGGUCUCGGUUCAGGAUCCGACUACGCGCCAUUCAGUCAUUUUAUUGGGGUGCCUAGCAUUGACAUGAAGUACGAAUUUGGCAGCAUGAAUAGGUCGCUAUAUCCUGUUUAUCAUACCGUUCAUGAUACGUUUUACUGGCAAAAAACCUUCACCGACCCGAAUUUCAAGACCCACCUGUUGAUGUCUCAAAUUGGAGCCAGGAUUGUUUUAAGGGCUGCAGACACCCCAAUGCUUCCUUUCAAUCUGAAAGACUAUAAAGUAGCUCUGAAAGGCAGCCUUGACACACUGGAAAAUAAUUAUUUGAAGCUACUCGAAAAGGAUAAUAUCACUCUGGAAUAUUUGAAGCGAGAAGUGGAAACCUUUUCAAAAAACGCAGAUGCUUUCGAGAAGAAAAAAGCCCAGGCUAGUGACAUGCAAGACUUUGCCAAACUACGCAGACUCAAUGAUCAGAUGAUGAACAUGGAACGAGCGUUUAUCUGGCCGUUUGGACUACCAGGAAGGCGCUUAGCUCGUCACGUUCUCUUCGCACCUGAAAUGCACAACGUCUACGGAAGCUCAAGCUUUCCAGGAAUCACGGACUCGCUUUUUGAAAUCGAGAAGACCAACAAUUGGAAGCAGGUCAAAGAACAGGUUUCCAUCGCUAUAACAUGUGUCAGAGAGGCUGGAAAGAUUUUGGCGGCAGUGGACGAGUAGUGUAUUGUCAUUGUAUUGUGAGAUUCUUGUAGUUUGCAGUAAGGUGACUAUACAUUUUCAGACUUGUCCCUUGUUCCUAGCGAUAAAAACGGGGUGAGCCAUAAACUGUGGUGUAAAUUUGUGGUAGUUUGCACUUUUUUUGUAUUUGGUACAUUUUACAUUGGUGUAUAGUAAUUUUAACUAAAAGUAAUAAUUGGAACUGCAAUAAAAGCGAAAGCCGGGGAAACAUUAGUCUCGUCGGAAAAACUCUUUGAAUGCAGAGGUCCACGCAACGCGUAAAUAUAACUGACUGGUUCCGCUUGCCGAACCUCUAAUCAAAGAGAUGCUGUAGCCAGACGUCACUUAAGUGUGAACUAAAACAAAACUGAAUGCAGGGCUGGCGCUACGGCCAAGGGCUGAUUUAUUAUA
Molecule: messenger RNA, 9232 nt
Organism: Porites lobata
Lineage: Eukaryota; Metazoa; Cnidaria; Anthozoa; Scleractinia; Poritidae
Source: the annotation of a GenBank genome assembly